Rhodofomes roseus is the source of this 2014-nucleotide messenger RNA. Its product is annotated as MFS general substrate transporter. The record is from RefSeq and is a predicted model, not a curated record. Gene Ontology annotation, biological process: transmembrane transport. The transcript has 8 exons. Gene Ontology annotation, molecular function: transmembrane transporter activity. NCBI's taxonomy places the organism in Eukaryota, Fungi, Basidiomycota, Agaricomycetes, Polyporales, Fomitopsidaceae. The coding region runs from base 242 to 1720 and encodes 492 amino acids. Gene Ontology annotation, cellular component: membrane.
GUACCGUAUACCUUUCUCGCACUCCAGUGACUUCAGGGCACUCCGAACCAAGUCUCCCAUCGCUCUGAUCAAUCUCGAUUGUACUAUCCUGUAAUAAUAUUGAGAUUCGACGCAGGCAACCAAGUCUAUACGCUACGUCAUCGCAGGAGUGCAUACUUCGCAGCGUAUACGGCGCGGGUAGCAGGAAUCCAGUAUUCGAGACUCGACCGCAGUCUCGAUUCCGGCUUGUCGCUGAGACAUCAUGCGCGAUGGCUCGUCACCCAGAGCGAAGUCAUAUGACAAACUUCGACUCACUCUCAUCUCCUGCUCUAUUGCUGCGAACGCGAUAUGUGCCGGAGGGAUCUACACGUUCCCGCUCAUCUCGCCCGCCCUUGUAGCGCGGAUGCACUUGACCCAGCCACAGCUGAGCACUAUCAUACUAGCUGCCAUGGUAGGCCAGUAUGCCACCGCAGUUCCUGUCGGCAAGGUCCUUGACCGUUACGGGCCGCGAGUAUGCUCGCUGAUAGCAUCCAUCAUCUUUGCAUUCGGAUACGGCAUGUUCGCCCGGCAACUUGCUCUGACACCAGAAGGAACAUCCGUAGCAUCGUCCCCGGCGGUCCCCAAGCUGGCUGUCUACUUCGGUUCACUUGGGAUAGCGCUGAUAUUCUCAUACUUGUCGAUGCUCUUCGCAGCGACGAGAACAUUUCCCCAAUUCAUGGGCUUCGCAUCUGGGACAAGUCUCGCAAUAUUCGGCUUGUCACCGCUGUUCCUCUCUUGGGUAGCCACAGAAUUCUUCACGCCUCCUGACGGCGUUCUAGACGUGACACGCUUCUUCACCUUUUUGGCCAUCUUGACCGGCGUCGUGAACUUCUUGGGAGCCCUGAUACUGCCCGGACCAGCUGCCGCAGAAUUCCCGAUUGCACGCACGUCCGAGGACACCGCGAGGGAGCGCGACCCCGACGACGACGCAGAAGCCUAUGAAGAGACUUCUCUGCUGACAUCGUCCCUACAGUCUUUGACUGGUCUGGAUGCCUUGUGUGCCGAGCAGCCUGAGCACCUCUCAGCGAUAGAGCUACUGAAGAAUCCGAACUUCUGGUUGUUCUCCUCGUCAAUCUCACUUGUCGUCGGCGCCGCAGAGAUGAUCAAGUCCUAUAUCGGCAUGAUCGUGCUAUCCCUUCCCAGUGCAUCACAUACCGGGAACAUCUCGUUCCAGGUCCAGCUCAUCGCAGCAUCGGACACCUUGACGCGCCUCCUGCUCGGACCCUUCGCGGACAUCAUAUCGCCUGUUCCCACCUACUCCGCCAACGGCGUCUGGGCCUUCCCUCGUAAGCCGUAUGUGACGCGGAUGAUCUUCAUGGCAGGUGCUGCACUGCUGUUCGCGAUCGUCUUGCUGUGGCCGAUAGUCGGUGUUCGGUCGCAAGAAGCCCUCUGGCCUCUCAGCCUCGCGACUGGAAUUGUGAACGGCGCAAUAUUCACUACUCUCCCGAGCAUUCUAUCAUCUAUAUGGGGAGCCCCUAACCAAGGCCGCAACUUCGGUUUCGUCUCUUACACAUGCUUCUUUGGCACGACCGCCUUUUCCUACCUGUAUGCAUUUGUCGCCGACAGUCACACAGCACCAGGGGAAGGCGCCUGCCACGGCAUCCAGUGCUGGCAGACCACCUUCUGGUUGGGUUCCGCAGCUUCGUUGCUAGCUACCUGCUUCGCCAUUGUGCUCUGGCGAAAGUGGAGAUCAAGGGUGUGAGGGGGUGUUGUUAUACUAGACGCUAUCGACCGCUUUGCGCAUAUGUACCAUUAGCAGACUGCUCCACACAUAGACGUCAUGAUCAUUCGUUUUUCUGUCGAUCCGCAGGAGGAGCUGGAGAGAUCCCUUCGGGGUAGCCGAACCAGACACCAGCUACUAGAGCCGCGUUGGCGGUACAUAGAAGAGCGGAUGACAGCGAUGUUGACGGGAAUACGUUCCACGCAUACUCGAUAGCGAAGAGUAGCAAUAACCUGAUCAAACGUGAGCGUCGUGUAUGAGACGUGUAUGGGAGGU